Molecule: messenger RNA, 616 nt
Organism: Drosophila arizonae
Lineage: Eukaryota; Metazoa; Arthropoda; Insecta; Diptera; Drosophilidae
Source: RefSeq, a predicted model, not a curated record
CCAAACCCACAAAAAAAAUAUAUAUAACAAAAUAAUUAUGUACAACGAAAAGGAGACAGAAGAUGACCCAACUCUAACAACACUGACCUCUACAGCAAAGGUAUUAGCCAUUGGAGAUCCGAAGGAAGUCGUAAGUCGCAGAAAAGCUAAACCAGUUAAGAUCGAGAAUAGUUUCAGCGCGGACUGCACAAAUUAUUUGAGUUUAGUUUUGAUGGGAAAUCCAACGCCAGUCGACGAUGUCAGUGGUCUGUGUCCCAUUGAAUGGUUCGGAAUGGUAACCUUCGCCUUCGAGAAUCAGCCCACUCGCUAUCAAUUUUACUGUUACCCCGCACAGAAAACAAAACCCAGGCAUACGUAUCUAAAAUACUUCUAUCAGACAAUUAAUGCAAAUGCCGUCUUACGUGACGUGCGACGGUUCCUGAAGGAGGAAAAUUGGAUAUCCAAGAGUGCUAUAGUAGGUCCACUCAAAGGAGACGUAUACCGUAAUGCCUAUAAGCCUGAGGAGUUUUAUAUUUUAGGUUUUGUUUUCAAAGCCUUGAAUAUUCAAAGAGCGAAGGUGCUUCCGUACUUGAUGUACUUGCACAGAGAACAUGCACAUAAUACGCAGCAUAGAUAA